AUGAUGAUGGAGGAAAAAUAUAUCGGCCUGGGGCUGGCCAUGACAUCUAGCUUAGCCAUCGGCACGAGCUUCGUCAUAACGAAAAAGGGCCUCAACCAAGCCGGAGAAACACAUGGCUUUGAAGGAGAUGGUUUCGUAUAUCUCCGGAAUCCUAUGUGGUGGGCCGGCAUCUGCACAUUGGUUGUCGGCGAGGUAUGCAACUUCGCAGCGUACGCCUUCGCGCCGGCCAUUCUCGUCACGCCUCUGGGCGCGCUGUCGGUGUUGAUAGGGGCGGUGCUGGGAUCAUAUUUUCUCAAAGAAGAGCUUGGAAUAUUAGGGAGGCUCGGGUGUGCCAUCUGCCUCAUUGGCGCUGUCAUCAUCGUGCUACAUGCGCCGCCAGACGAGGACAUCGAGACUAUCGAGACCAUACUCGCAUACGCCCUUAGGCCUGGUUUCUUGAUAUACGCCAUUACAGUGACAGCCUUUUCCGUCUUCAUGAUCUACAGAAUUGCUCCCGUAUACGGCAAACAGAACCCCCUGAUCUACCUGAGCAUCUGCUCCCUUGUAGGAUCAGUGUCAGUCAUGGCCAUCAAGGCCUUCGGCAUCGCCCUCAAACUGACCUUUGCGGGCAACAACCAAUUCACUCACGCCUCGACCUAUGUGUUCAUGAUCAUCACGGCGGUUUGCAUCUUGACCCAAAUGAACUACUUCAACAAGGCGCUGAGCCAGUUCCCCACCAACAUUGUUAACCCACUCUACUACGUAACCUUCACGACCGCAACACUCUGCGCCUCCUUCAUCCUCUACAGCGGAUUCAACACUACCGACCCGAUCAACACACUCUCCCUUCUCUGCGGCUUCCUCGUCACCUUCACGGGCGUGUACCUAUUGAAUCUGUCACGUAGCGACCCUAACGGUUUCAAGAUGAUCUCUGGGCGAGGCGGUGACGAUUCCGUGGGCACGGACAUGAUAUCGCAGAUUCAAACGCGUAUGAGCAUGGAGGCUCGUAGGAGUCUAGGUCACGGCAGCGACCGCGAGGGCCUGAUGCGGGCGUACGACGAGGAAGAGGCAGCCGAAUUCGGCCUGACGGACCUCGCAGAGGAUAGCGACGACGAACGCAGUGGCAGGGGGACGAAGCAGAACGGCUCAGCGUCGGCGAACGGGAGAUCGAAAUCAAGUGAGACACAGCAGCCAAAGUCUGGCGAGCGGUGA
Messenger RNA from Diaporthe amygdali, 1191 nucleotides. RefSeq lists its product as uncharacterized. Lineage: Eukaryota; Fungi; Ascomycota; Sordariomycetes; Diaporthales; Diaporthaceae. Gene Ontology annotation, cellular component: membrane. The coding region runs from base 1 to 1191 and encodes 396 amino acids. The transcript has 7 exons. Gene Ontology annotation, biological process: magnesium ion transport. The record is from RefSeq and is a predicted model, not a curated record. Gene Ontology annotation, molecular function: magnesium ion transmembrane transporter activity.